Ceutorhynchus assimilis (cabbage seed weevil) is the source of this 1017-nucleotide messenger RNA. The record is from the annotation of a GenBank genome assembly. NCBI's taxonomy places the organism in Eukaryota, Metazoa, Arthropoda, Insecta, Coleoptera, Curculionidae.
AUGGAAGAGGAGCUGCGCUGCUUCGCUUGUAAACAGUUUUAUAACAAUCCGGUCCUGUUGCCGUGCUAUCACGGCAUUUGUCUGCACUGCGCCCUUAAUUUGCAACAGCCCGCCAAUCAUAAUGCCGCCUCCUCCGCGAAUAACGUAAAUGUUGUUAUUACCGAAAACGCGGAAAGUGUGGCCUCCGGUUCUUCCGGAGACUACCAAGAGUCCGACAAAUUGUCCAUCCUGAGCGAAACGGAUAGCGGGGUUGUUUGUACUUCAAGACCCAACUCCUACGUAGGAACACCGAACGGAGUACUAUUUCCUAGUGCCCUAUCGCUAGCCUGUCCAAUUUGUCAUAAGGUAGUUUACUUCGACGAUAACGGUGCACACAACUUACCCAAGUACCGCGUUAUGCAAAGCGUCGUUGACCGGUACGGCGAACUGCGUAAUCUUACCCUCAAAUGUCAGUUAUGCGAACAGGAACCGGCCAAAGAUGCGACCGUGAUGUGCGAACAAUGCGAAGUACUUUAUUGCGACUCUUGCAAGGAAUCCUGCCAUCCUGCCAGAGGACCUUUGGCCAAACACGUUCUUACUGAACCGAAACGCGGAGGUAUCACCGCGAAUAAAUCGAAAGAUGGGAAAUGUCCCGAUCAUCCGGAAGAGACAUUAAACAUGUACUGUAUGGUUUGCAAAAUGAGUGUUUGUGCUUUGUGUCUCAUGGAUUCUAGACAUACCAGUCACGAUGUGCAGAGUUUGGUUGUCAUGUGUAAAGCUCAAAAGUCAGUUGAAUCCAAACCUCAGCCUGCUCUAGCCAAACAACAUCCUGGUUCUUCUACUUCUCCUUCUGCUACAAAGAAGCUUAUCUAUGCCCAAAUUGCCAGUAAUAAGGCUCAGCCUGAAAUAAUAAUCAAACCAAAGGAUAAUAAGCAAGACUGUUCCAGAACUAAAUCAGAUGUGGUAAGAGAAAUAUGUCCUGCUGAUUCUAACAUUCAAUUAUCCAAAUUGAGAACGGUCAAGGAGGGUGGGUUGUAA